AUGUCAUUCUCUGAACAGAAUAGUAGACAGUUGUUUGAGAGAUGUCAGAACAAUCAGGUGAAGGAAGCACUGUCAUUGCUGGAUAGAGUGACCGAAAUGAGGAUCAAUGUCAAUCAAAGAUUCAUUGGUGGAUGUACUUGUGCAUUCUUUGCAGCGUUCAAUGGCAGCGUAGAAUUGAUGAAGAAGUUAAUAGAAUGUGGAGCGGACACUAGUAUUACAGAGGACAAUGGCGUUACACCAUUCGCUGUUGCAUGCGUCCAGGGCAAGCCCGGCAUUGUCGAGUGUCUGCUCUCCUCAGACUCUGGUCAACGACUGGACCAGAAUCAGAUUGUCACUGGACUCACUGCUGCAUGUCAAUACGGCUCGCCACAAAUCGUCCGUCAACUGCUGGCCACGGGCGUCGACAUCAAUAUGCGCAUCGAUGAUGAGGGCGCCACACUGCUCUACGCAGCAGUCGAGACCGCACAAGAGGAAGUUGUUACAUUGCUGCUGGGGAACGGUGCCAAGACCAACCUGCCUCGAUCGCACUACUAUCCCAUUCAAGUGGCCACACAGAUAUCACACUAUGGCAUCAUGGAGAGGUUGCUGAAGGCCAAGGCAGACCCAAAUGCUCAGACAUCAGAUGGUGCCACUGCAAUGCUCAUCGCUGCACAGAAUGGAAACAUUCGCGCAGUUGACCUGCUCGCCAAGUAUAAAGCAUCACCAAACAUUCAGAUGACAACCGAUGGAUCGAGUUGUUUGUACGUGGCCUGUGCCAGACAUCAUUAUAACACGGCGAUUGCACUGAUGGAGGUGCCAGGCAUCGAUGUGGACUUGGCCAUGAAGGAUGGAUCAACAGUCCUGCACGUUCUCAGUCAGUAUGGCAAUGUCAAGUUGAUCACAGAGCUGUUCAAACGAUUCCCCUCGAUCAAGUUUGAUACCAAGCGUAAAGAUGGUCUCACCCCACUAUUGACGGCUGCGAGACAUGGCCAACACGAGAUCUGUCAACUACUCUAUGAGCAUGGAGCCGACAUCCAUGUUCAAGUCGAUGGGGAGACACCACUAGAUGUAGCCACACGUUAUGGAAGAAGUGAUACAAUCAGAGUGUUGAAAGAGGCAUUGGAAAAGGAAAGAAGUAAACAGCAACAGCAACAGUAG
Molecule: messenger RNA, 1137 nt
Organism: Acytostelium subglobosum LB1
Lineage: Eukaryota; Evosea; Eumycetozoa; Acytosteliales; Acytosteliaceae
Exons: 1
Coding region: 1-1137 (378 amino acids)
Molecular function (GO): protein binding
Source: RefSeq, a predicted model, not a curated record